AUGGAGAUUCAUAGAGGACCAAUUAUAGAUGAAGUCCAACAAUAUCUCGAUGCUAGAUGGAUUUGUGCUCCCGAGGCUUUAUGGAAAAUCUUCAUAUUUACAAUCUAUCGAAUGAAUCCAGCUGUUGAAAGAUUGCAAAUUCAUUUACUAAAUCAACAACAAGUGCGAUUUUAUAAGCACCAAACCAUCAAUGACGUGUUGAAUGAUGAUAACAACUCCAAAACAAUGCUCACACAAUUUUUGCCCUCAAUCAAAGAGAUCCCUAAUCUAGAACAUUUUUGUAUCGGGAAAUUCCAAAGCAUUAUUGUUGGAAUAAUAGACAUAAGGAAUGGAGAUAAGUUCUUCUUGCGGGUUUUGCUUUCUCACAUAAGAGGACCAACUAGUUGGGAAUAUCUAUUAUCACCAAAUGAAACAUAUUGUCACACAUUCAAAAAGGCGGCUGAGAAAUGGGGAUUUUUAGAAAGUGACAAUAGUAUUCAUGAAUGCUUAGUUGAAGCAUCAACUUUACAAAUGCCAUAUGCUUUACGAAGACUAUUUGUGACCAUAUUACUUUUUUGUGAACCAACUGAUGUUAGAAGCCUUUGGAAUCAGUUCGACACCUAUAUGCUAGAAGAUUAUACUUCAACCAACACUUUUGUCAAUGAGAACUUGAUUCCUAUGUUAUUGAGGGAUUUAAAUGACCUUUUAAUUCAGCAUGGUAAAACAAUCAAGGAUUUUGAUUUGCCACCUUUAUCUUAUGAUGCAUUGGCAACUACUUCAGUACCAAGAAUUAUACAAGAAGAAUUAUCAAUACAGAUACUUAAUGAAGAUGUUGACAAUGUACACAGAUUAAAUCAUGACCAACUCAUUGCCUUCAAUACCAUUUUAGAUGUAAUCAACCGUAAUCAAAGUCAAGCCUUUUUUAUGGAUGGACCAGGCAGAACCGAUAAAACAUUUCUUUAUCGUACUUUAAUUGCACAUUGUAGGAGCAACGGUCAAAUUAUUUUAGCUACAGCCUCCUUUGGUAUAGCAGCAACAUUAUUACUGGGUGGUAGAACUGCACAUUCUCGAUUUAAAAUACCUAUCAAUGUCGAGGUCGGUUCGUUUUGUUCUAUAAGUAAACAAUCAGAUCUUGCAAAACUAAUAAAAAUAGCAAAUGCAAUUAUUUGGGAUGAAGCACCCAUGAUUAACAUAUAUGUUUUGGAGGCACUAGAUCGGACAUUAAAGGAUAUUCUAGAUUCUGAUGCUCCAUUUGGAGAGAAAGUGAUCAUAUUAGGAGGUGAUUUUCGUCAGGUACUACCAGUUGUUCAAAAAGGUACAAAAGCACAAAUGAUUUCUGCCUGUAUUAUUAACUCUCAUUUAUGGAGUAACACAAAAAUAUUACAUUUACAACAAAACAUGAGAUCAUUACAAGAUCACAACUUUGCUGAAUAUCUCAUGCGCAUUGGAAAUGAUAUUGAACCAACACAAGUUGAUGACAUGGUAAAAAUACCCUAACAACUAGCAAUAUCAUAGGAAGGAGAAACCUCAAUACAACACCUCAUACACCAAACUUUUCCUCAGUUACAAUUUCAUACAUGUUAUUCACCGGAUCUUUCUCUGCCCAAAUCUGAAUAUCUUUCUUUUGACAGGGAACUUUAUAGUAAUAAUAUAACUGGGAAAAUCCCAAUUGAGCUUGGGAGUUUGACAAACUUGGUGAGCUUGGAUCUUUACUCGAACAAAAUUACUGGUCUCAUUCCAGAAGAAUUAGGCAACCUUAAAAAACUAUGUUUCCUGUAUGAAAUGCUUUCCUUGAUUACUGGUCUUGAUUACUAG
Molecule: messenger RNA, 1794 nt
Organism: Vigna unguiculata (cowpea)
Lineage: Eukaryota; Viridiplantae; Streptophyta; Magnoliopsida; Fabales; Fabaceae
Biological process (GO): DNA repair; telomere maintenance
Molecular function (GO): DNA helicase activity
Source: RefSeq, a predicted model, not a curated record